Messenger RNA from Myxocyprinus asiaticus (Chinese sucker), 2530 nucleotides. Its product is annotated as protocadherin beta-16-like. The transcript is spliced from 2 exons. Gene Ontology annotation, biological process: homophilic cell-cell adhesion. The coding region runs from base 104 to 2530 and encodes 808 amino acids. Lineage: Eukaryota; Metazoa; Chordata; Actinopteri; Cypriniformes; Catostomidae. Gene Ontology annotation, molecular function: calcium ion binding. The record is from RefSeq and is a predicted model, not a curated record. Gene Ontology annotation, cellular component: plasma membrane.
ACGGACGGAAUAUCGAAUCCUCCUACCUUCUGUAUCACGUUGUGGAUUUAUUCGUACAAUUACAUUUUCUCUUGCAUGUUGUUUGUUUGUGCAUAUUUCUAGAAUGAAUUUCCAAAGCUUCUGGGUUGCUCAUGAGAUGUUUGGCCUUUUGUUCUUCGUGCUUAUGGCGCACACCGCUUAUGGAGACGUGAGCUAUUCUUUUCCGGAGGAGAUGAAACGCGGAUCUGUGAUUGGAAAUAUAGCAAAGGAUCUCGGACUCGAUGUGAACAGACUAUCAUCUCGAAAGGCUCGAAUUGAUACUGAAGGUAACAGAAAACGAUACUGUGAUAUUAAUCUGAAUACUGGAGAACUGACAGUAGCGGAGAGGAUCGACAGAGAGGAGAUUUGUAAUGAAGGGCUUUCAUGUUCUCUUAAUUUCGAAUUGGUUCUAGAACACCCUCUAGAAAUACAUCGUGUUACAAUACAAAUUCAAGAUAUUAACGAUAACACACCGACAUUUCCUAAAGAAGAAAUAAAGCUCGAGAUAAGUGAGAAUGCUGUUAAAGGUGCUCGGUUUCGCGUGAAUGAGGCCCAUGAUGCGGACAUAGGAAAGAAUGGCGUACAAAGCUAUUCGAUAGAAAAGAAUGGCCAUUUUAUUUUAUCUGUAAACACAAAGGCGGACGGUGGUAAAAGAUACUUGGAGUUAGUGCUAGAGAAAGAGUUGGAUCGUGAGCAGCAAAAAGAGGUGACUUUAAUUCUCACUGCGGUUGAUGGUGGGACUCCACCGAGAUCAGGUACUGUAGCCAUACACGUCACUGUACUGGAUGCUAAUGAUAAUGCUCCAGUCUUUAGUCAGGCCGUCUAUAAAGUCAGUCUGCCUGAAAAUUCUCCUGUAGAUACUGUAGUGGUUACUGUGAGUGCUACUGAUGCUGACGAGGGACAAAAUGGAAAAGUGACUUACGAGUUCAGCCGUAUCUCUAAAAUUGCAAAAGAGUUAUUUGAUCUAAAUCAAAAUAGUGGAGAGAUUAACGUUAAAGGUCCUAUUGAUUUCGAGCAGGCGUUACGGUAUGAAAUGAUUGUUGAGGGAAAGGAUGAAUCUGGACUUUCUACGGACACCAGAGUAAUAAUAGAAAUUACAGAUGUUAAUGACAAUGCCCCUAUUAUAGUAAUUAAGUCGUUGAAUAGCCCAGUUCCCGAGAAUGCAUCACCCGGUACAGAGGUUGGCAUCAUUAAUGUGCAGGACAGAGACUCUGAGAAUAACGGACAGGUGCGCUGCUCCAUUCAGCAAAACGUCCCAUUUAAACUCGUAGCUUCAAUCAAAAAUUACUAUUCUCUGGUGACCACAGGUGAAUUAGACCGCGAGCUGGUGUCUGAUUAUAACAUCACAAUUACUGCUACUGAUGAGGGCUCUCCGCCUUUAUCUUCCACUAAGAAUAUUCACUUCACUGUAGCUGACGUGAAUGAUAACCCACCUGUAUUUGAGGAGCAGAAUUACAGAGCUAAUGUGCAAGAAAAUAACAAACCGGGCUCCUCUGUUUGUUCAGUAUCAGCUACAGACCCGGACUGGAGACAGAAUGGCACUGUAGUUUAUUCUCUGUUGCCCUCUGAUGUCAAUGGCGCACCGGUGUCCUCCUUUUUAUCCAUUAACGGAGACACCGGGGUCCUUCAUGCCGUGAGGUCGUUUGAUUACGAGCAGUUGAGAAGUUUCAAAGUGCUCGUGUUAGCCAGAGACAACGGGUCUCCUCCUCUGAGCAGUAACGUGACCGUGAGUGUCUUCAUAACGGAUGAGAAUGACAACUCCCCUCAGAUAUUAUACCCCUCUCCGGAAGGGAACUCCUUCAUGACCGAGAUGGUCCCCAAAGCUGCGCAGGCGGGCUCCCUGGUCUCCAAGGUGAUCGCCGUGGACGCGGAUUCUGGACAGAACGCGUGGCUCUCGUAUCACAUUAUUAAAGCGACUGAUCCGGGACUUUUCACUAUCGGUGUCCACAGCGGAGAGAUCAGGACGCAGCGGGACAUUUCUGAAUCUGACAGCAUGAAACAGAACCUUAUUGUCUCCGUGAGAGAUAACGGACAGUCCUCUCUCUCAGCCACGUGCGCAUUGUAUUUACUUAUAUCAGAUAAUUUGGCUGAAGUUCCAGAACUGAAAGACAUGUCUCAUGACGAGAGCAGCUCCAAACUGACGUUUUAUUUGAUCAUCGCGCUGGUGUCCGUUUCCACUUUCUUCCUCACCUUCCUCAUCAUCAUCCUGGCCGUGAGGUUUUGUCGCAGGAGAAAGCCCAGACUGUUGUUUGAUGGAGCUGUAGCCAUUCCCAGCGCGUAUCUCCCUCCAAAUUACGCAGACGUGGAGGGCGCAGGAACUCUCCGCAGCACUUACAAUUAUGACGCAUAUCUGACCACGGGCUCGCGCACUAGUGACUUCAAAUUCAUCAGAUCUUAUAAUGAGGGCACGCUGACCUCUGACCUGACUCUGAAAAAGACUCCGUCGUCUAUUGAUGAUCUUGAAGGACUUGAGGCAGAAAUGAGUGAUUCGUUCCAGGUGUUAGUCUUUUGA